Molecule: messenger RNA, 1140 nt
Organism: Plodia interpunctella (Indianmeal moth)
Lineage: Eukaryota; Metazoa; Arthropoda; Insecta; Lepidoptera; Pyralidae
Gene: Rack1
Product: Receptor of activated protein kinase C 1
Exons: 5
Coding region: 103-1062 (319 amino acids)
Biological process (GO): positive regulation of protein phosphorylation; rescue of stalled cytosolic ribosome
Cellular component (GO): nucleus; cytosol
Molecular function (GO): translation regulator activity; ribosome binding; protein kinase C binding
Source: RefSeq, a predicted model, not a curated record
ACUUAAUUUCGAUUCACAUAUCAUCUGUCAUCUUUUCUUCCUCCAUCUUUCUUUCAUCUGGUGUUGCGCCGGCGAGUGGUUCUUGAAGCCAGAUAGUGAAAAAUGACUGAAACUUUAAAGCUAAGAGGAACCCUCUGUGGCCAUAAUGGCUGGGUUACUCAAAUCGCUACAAACCCCAAGUAUCCUGAUAUGAUUUUGUCUUCAUCUCGAGACAAAACACUAAUUGUAUGGAAGCUGACCAGGGAUGAAACUAACUACGGUGUGCCACAGAAACGUCUAUACGGUCACUCCCACUUCAUUUCGGACGUCGUGCUGUCAAGUGACGGCAACUACGCCCUUUCGGGGUCCUGGGACAAGACUUUGCGUCUCUGGGAUCUUGCGGCAGGCAAAACCACCAGGCGUUUCGAAGAUCAUACUAAGGAUGUCCUGUCUGUUGCCUUCUCUGUGGACAACCGUCAGAUCGUCUCUGGCUCCCGGGACAAGACCAUCAAGCUGUGGAACACCCUGGCUGAGUGCAAGUACACCAUCCAGGAUGAUGGUCACUCUGACUGGGUGUCAUGUGUGCGAUUCUCACCAAACCAUGCCAACCCCAUCAUCGUGUCUGCGGGCUGGGACCGCACAGUCAAGGUCUGGCACUUGACCAACUGCAAACUGAAGAUCAAUCACCUUGGCCAUUCUGGCUACCUGAACACUGUGACUGUCUCUCCUGAUGGCUCACUCUGUGCCUCUGGUGGCAAGGACAUGAAGGCCAUGUUGUGGGAUUUGAAUGAUGGCAAGCACCUCCACACAUUGGACCACAAUGACAUCAUCACUGCACUUUGCUUCUCACCCAACAGAUAUUGGCUCUGUGCUGCGUUUGGACCCUCUAUCAAAAUUUGGGACUUGGAAAGCAAGGAGAUGGUUGAGGAGCUCAGGCCAGAAAUCAUCAACCAGACACAGACCUCCAAGUCGGACCCACCCCAGUGCCUCUCACUUGCGUGGUCCACAGACGGUCAGACCCUCUUCGCUGGCUACUCUGACAACAUUAUCAGAGUAUGGCAGGUUUCCGUCUCUGCACGAUAAGAAGAUUACAAGACUGGGUUUCAUUUAUUUUUGUGCUAUUUACCAGAGGAUAAAAAUAAAUGGAAUUGCCUAAUUUAA